Messenger RNA from Anolis sagrei ordinatus, 3212 nucleotides. It is a transcript of the gene ARHGAP10, whose product is annotated as Rho GTPase activating protein 10. The record is from RefSeq and is a predicted model, not a curated record. Gene Ontology annotation, biological process: signal transduction; cytoskeleton organization; negative regulation of apoptotic process. Gene Ontology annotation, molecular function: protein binding; GTPase activator activity. NCBI's taxonomy places the organism in Eukaryota, Metazoa, Chordata, Lepidosauria, Squamata, Anolidae. Gene Ontology annotation, cellular component: cytoplasm; cytosol.
GUCCAGCGGCGUAGGCGAAGGGGUCCGGCUAGAGUAGAGGGCGAGGAACCAGGGAAUGCCGGAAGGAGACGAAGGAGAGAGAGAGAUUGAGAGAGAGAGGCCUUCGGAAAGGAGAGCCUGAGAGGGAGAGAAGGAGAGGCGGGGGAAGAAAGGGCGAGGAUUACUGGGAGGCGGGACUGGGAGCACUGGGCGGAGAGUCCAGACCGGAGCAGCUGCUUGGGAUUUUAUUUUGUUCCUGACAGGAUUGUGGUGUUUCCUUCCGUCUGCGAGGGAGACCACAAAGUCCGGAGCGAGAGACUUCCUUCGAGGGACAACCUCCUGAGGAGAAAAGCGUCCCCUCGCCUUUGUCGUCGGGGCCCCAUGCUGUUGGGCGGGAGGCGUUGCUCCAAGUAAGAAGGAGAGAGGAGAAGGAGAGAGGAGCGAAGACGGCUGGGAGGAGGAGGAUUUGCCCAGAGCCUCCUCCGAUUCCUCCUCUGGCUCCGGCUCCUGCUCCUUCCCCGCCACCGCCGCCGCCGCCAUGGGGCUGCAGCCCUUGGAGUUCAGCGACUGCUACCUGGACAGCCCCUGGUUCCGCGAGAGCGUCCGCGCCCACGAGGCCGAGCUGGAGAAGACCAACAAGUUCAUCAAGGAGCUGCUCAAGGACGGGAAGAACCUCAUCGCCGCCACCAAGAGUCUUUCAGCUGCCCAAAGAAAGUUUGCUCGUUCAUUGAGAGACUUUAAAUUUGAAUUUAUUGGUGAUGCAGAAACAGAUGAUGAAAGAUGUAUAGAUGCAGCCCUCCAUGAAUUUGCUAAUUUUCUGAAAAAUUUAGAAGAACAAAGAGAAAUAAUGGCCCUUAGUGUUACAGAAACUCUGAUCAAGCCCCUGGAAAGGUUCAGAAAAGAGCAACUUGGAGCUGUAAAGGAUGAAAAGAAGAAGUUUGAUAAAGAAACCGAAAAAAACUAUAGUUUAUUAGACAAGCAUUUAAAUAUGUCAGCUAAGAAGAAAGAAGCUCAGCUGGUGGAGGCUGACACACUAGUGGAGCAAACCCGAAAACAUUUCUAUGAGUUGUCACUUGAAUAUGUGUGUAAGCUACAAGAGAUACAAGAACGGAAGAAAUUUGAGUUUGUAGAACCUGUCCUGUCUUUUUUUCAGAGUAUGUUCACUUUCUACCAUCAGGGCUAUGAGCUUGCCAAAGAUUUUAACCAUUACAAAAUGGCUCUGCAAAUCAAUAUCCAGAAUACAAGAAAUCGUUUUGAGGGAGCAAGGUCAGAAGUAGAAGAGCUCAUGAAUAAAAUCAAGCAAAGUCCUCAAGAACAUAAAAGAGCCAAUCAGUUUACAAUGGAAGGUUACCUUUAUGUACAAGAGAAAAGACCUGCACCAUUUGGCUCUAGCUGGGUGAAACACUACUGCAUGUACAAGAAAGAGACAAAGAAGUUUACUAUGAUACCAUUUGAGCACAGGUCGGGAGGAAAACUUGGUGAACUGGAAGUCUACCUCCUUAAGCAUUGUAUUAAAAGGAAUACUGAUACUAUAGAUAGGCGGUUCUGUUUUGAUAUGGAAGCAGUAGACAAACCUGGUAUAUGUAUGACAUUGCAAGCAUUCUCCGAAGAGGACAGAAAUCACUGGUUUGAAGCAUUAGAUGGAAAGGAUUCUGUUUUCCUCAACUUGAACAGGGCUAAUACAAAAAGGCAAGGAAGUGCGCAGCUAGAUAAGAUUGGGUUCACAGUUAUCAGAAAAUGCAUCAGCGCUAUUGAAACAAGAGGUAUAGAUGACCAAGGACUGUACAGAGUUGUGGGGGUGAGUUCAAAGGUCCAGAGGCUACUGAAUUUGUUAAUGGAUGCAAAAACAUGUAAUGAACUUGAUCUGGAAAAUUCUAAAGAGUGGGAAGUAAAGACAAUUACAAGUGCAAUGAAACAAUACUUGAGAAGCCUUCCAGAGCCCUUGAUGACAUACGAUUUACACAGAGAUUUCAUCAGUCCUGCUAAAAGUGGGAGUCCAGAGUCCCGUGUUAAUGCUAUCCAUUUUUUGGUCUAUAAACUUCCAGAGAAGAACAAAGAAAUGUUGGAUAUUUUGGUGAAACACUUAGCAAAUGUUUCAGACCAUGCAAAGAAGAAUCUCAUGACUGUAGCAAAUUUAGGAGUUGUAUUUGGACCAACGUUAAUGAGGCCGCAGGAAGAAACUGUGGCUGCCCUCAUGGACCUGAAAUUUCAGAAUAUUGUGGUUGAAAUCCUAAUUGAAAACCAUGAUAAGAUUUUUCAAACUCUGCCUGAUGCCACUUUCCCUGAGCCGAUCUCUGUAUCAGUGUCUCCUCCAAAUGCUCCGCCACGACAAUCAAGAAGACAAGGGCAACGUAAUAAGAGGCCUGUUGCUGUAUAUAAUCUCUGUCUUGAGCUGGAUGACAAUGACAGCCUUAAUCCUCCCAAAGAAUGCACACCCACUGGUAGCACCGAUUCUCUUUCUUCUCAGUCUCCAACCACUGCUACCCCCAACAGCCCUCCAGAUGAACAGAAAAACCAUCUUAUGAGUGACAGUGGUGAUACAGGGGACUGGGCAGCCCAUCCUUCCAUUGAGAUUCAUUCAUCGAUGGUUUCCUGGACAAAUAUUCAGUCAAGCACAGCACCUACCUCAGUUGCACCACCAUCAUUAUCAUCAUUCUCUUUUCCCUCCCCUGGCAGAGAGACUGACAAACCAGCUGGAAGUAUUGUCAGCAGAAAAGCAAGAGCUGUAUACCCAUGUGAGGCAGAGCAUAGCUCUGAAUUAUCUUUUCAAACUGGGGCAGUUUUUGAGGAUGUGCAUUAUUCACGAGAACCUGGCUGGCUUGAAGGAACUCUUAAUGGGAAGAGAGGCCUCAUUCCUGAAAACUAUGUCCAGUUCCUUUAGUACUCUGCUCUGAGUGCCUGGAAGGUGUACAUGGUAUCCAUGGAUUUCUUUUUCUUUUUUUGAUACAGUUGCUCCUCUUGACUUCAAUUAUUUUUAAUGAUUGAGGAACUUGACAGGAAUUGAAGAUCUUCAUCUGUGUAAGGAUUACACCCUUUACCAAAUAGGAAUGUUGCAGUUGUGAUUUCCGUAAUUUUAUAUUGGAGAAGAAAGUGAUUUACUUUUAUAAAAUGCUAUUUUAUGUUUGUAAAGAGUAAUAAUUAUAUAUAUCUGUGUAUGUCUGUAAAUUUACCAGACUCUUAAAUCAAAUCUUUGAUUUCUGAACCACUUACCAGUUAAACAAAAAUUGCAAAAA